CAAAAACAAGCCGCCAAAAGCAUCUGGUGGUUGUUCUAGGAUUUUUCGCAAGAGUGGUGAAACAAAGUUUAUAAUUAUUUGCAUUUAUUAUUUGUAUAUUUCCUUGGAUUUCUUUUCUCUAAUUCAUAUACAACUGUUUGCAUUUGUAAAGCGACGAUGGAAAAACUUUUUUUAAAUAAAGAAAUUACACUAGACGAAUUGAGCAAGGGUAUUGAGUUUCAAGUUGAUAACGAUGAAGUCUACUCAGAUUCGGAAAAUGAAUCAUAUUUUGAUGAUGAUACAUUUAAGACAUUUAAAGAUGAAAUUGCCAAUCUUGAAAAUGAAUAUAAACCAAAACUCUUGAGUGGAGCUAAUGAACCUUUUUCUGUUUACAAAGAAAGGAUGGAACCUGUCACCAGUGAUAAAAAGAUAUUGAAAGAGGUUAUGAAACAUGGAUCAGGCAUACUCAUUCCUAAUAAAUCUGUGGUGAUGAUGCAUUAUGAUGCUUAUUUAGAAAAUCAAAAAGAGCCUUUUGAUUCUACACGUUUGAGAAAAAGACCUUAUAAGUUUUUAUUUGGGGACAAUAACCUUUUACCUGGUUUGGAAUUAGCCAUCAAAACAAUGAAGAAAGAUGAAAUGUCAAGAUUUUUGGUCAGCCCUGACUAUGCUUAUGGUGCCAUGGGCUGUCCCCCUCGAAUCCCUCCGUCAGCCGAGAUAUUGUAUGAGGUUGAAGUAUUGAACUUCUAUGAUAGUAAAGAUGCCAUAGAGUUUGAGGACAUGGCACCAGAAGACCAGAAGAAGGCGUCAUUUGAAAAAGUUGUUGCUGUUUACCAUUGUGAGCACAACAUGGCUAAUGAUCUCUUCCAUAAAAAACUGUAUAAACAAGCUAUUGCCCGGUAUCGUAAAGCUGCUAACAUGCUCCAAGAGGUUAAUGUAGCUAAUGAAGAAGAAGACGAAAAGCGGAAUGGCUAUUUGCUAAAAUUGUAUUUGAAUCUCGCACAAUGCUAUAUUAAUAUUCAAACUCCUAAUAAAGCUGUCAUUUAUGCUGAUUUAGCUCUCAAAAUACAACCCAAAAAUCCCAAAGGUUUGUUUAGAAUGGGAUGCGCUUUGCACAUGAUAAGUGAUUACGAAAGAGCCGAACAUUACCUAAGCCAAGCAAAAAAGGAGAAACCAUUUGCUAAAAGCAUAAAUGAAGCUAUAGCUAAACUAGAACAAAAACGGAAUCAACAUUAUGAAUGGGAAAAAAGAUUUUCUAAAUAUGCUUUGGGUGGUUCUCAACAAAGUGAUGCAGCGAAAGAACAAGUGUUGCCUGAAACGCAGGAGUUUGUUGACAUUGUACUAGAGCAAAUAAAUGAAUUCAUGGAAUCUGAUGAAAAAGAAUUAACUUUCUCUUCUGGAUACACUGAAGAUCAAAUUGUUGUAAUGAAAGAACUUGCUAAGAAGAAUAAUUUAGCAUUUGUUUCCAAGAUUAUGGCUGGUGUUAAAAUCAACAAAAUUGUUAAAAGGGUCUAAAAAUAUUUUAUCAAAUAUUCAUCUGUAAAUAAGAAAUAUCAUUAUUGUAUAUGGCUGAGCAUUUAAUCAAUAAUAGAGAAAUCUAAUGAUUUGUUUUAAAUCAAUAAGUAAUAAUAAGUCAGAUCUGAAUUACUAGGUGCACUUGAUUUGCAUCUCUUAGGUUAUUGUCUCUACCUAUUGUGUGAUAUUGAAUUAUGUUCACAGUCAAUCACCCCAUUAAUUUUUUUUAAAAGUGAACUAUAAAAAAAAAAUGUGGGGAAAAAUUCUUAUCUAAAAUGUCAUAAAUAAAAUCUUUACUCAA
Messenger RNA from Parasteatoda tepidariorum (common house spider), 1792 nucleotides. Its product is annotated as inactive peptidyl-prolyl cis-trans isomerase FKBP6. Gene Ontology annotation, molecular function: peptidyl-prolyl cis-trans isomerase activity; Hsp90 protein binding. Gene Ontology annotation, biological process: piRNA processing; spermatogenesis. The record is from RefSeq and is a predicted model, not a curated record. NCBI's taxonomy places the organism in Eukaryota, Metazoa, Arthropoda, Arachnida, Araneae, Theridiidae. Gene Ontology annotation, cellular component: cytoplasm.